AUGGAUACGGAACGAAAAGAAAUGUCUUCGAACAGUAUAAAGUUGUUGGCUGGGAACUCGCAUCCGGAGUUGGCUGAAAUCAUCGCGAAGAGACUGGGAAUUCCGUUGUCGAAGGUGGGUGUGUAUCAGUAUUCGAACAGAGAGACGUCUGUUACCAUUGGGGAGAGCAUCCGUGACGAGGAUGUUUACAUUAUCCAAACGGGGACCGGGGAGCAGGAGAUAAACGACUUUUUAAUGGAGUUGCUGAUUAUGAUCCACGCCUGCAAGACGGCUUCUGUGAGGAAGGUUACGGCAGUUAUUCCUAAUUUCCCGUAUGCCCGGCAGGACAAGAAGGACAAGUCGAGAGCUCCAAUCACGGCGAAACUGGUGGCGAAUCUACUGCAAACCGCGGGCUGUGAUCACGUCAUAACGAUGGAUUUACACGCUUCUCAGAUCCAAGGGUUUUUCCAUAUCCCGGUUGACAACCUGUACGCUGAACCCAGUGUCCUGAACUACAUUCGGACCAAGACCGACCUCGCCAACGCUAUUCUUGUGUCGCCGGACGCUGGCGGUGCGAAGAGGGUGGCCUCUCUGGCGGACAAGCUGGACUUGAACUUUGCAUUGAUUCACAAGGAAAGACAGAAGGCAAACGAAGUCUCGAGAAUGGUGCUAGUGGGCGAUGUUACCGGGAAGUCGUGCCUCUUGAUUGAUGACAUGGCAGAUACAUGUGGUACUCUGGUCAAAGCUACGAAUACGCUGCUGGACCACGGCGCUAAGGAAGUCAUUGCGAUUGUUUCGCAUGGGAUCUUUUCCGGGGCCGCUAGAGAGAGGCUGAAGAACAGCAGACUGUCGAGAAUAGUUUGCACGAAUACGGUGCCGGUAGACUUGGACCUUGAUAUACUGGAUCAGAUAGAUAUCAGUCCGACGCUUGCCGAGGCAAUUAGAAGAUUGCACAACGGUGAAUCUGUUUCGUACUUGUUCACACAUGCUCCAAUGUGA
Molecule: messenger RNA, 978 nt
Organism: Torulaspora globosa
Lineage: Eukaryota; Fungi; Ascomycota; Saccharomycetes; Saccharomycetales; Saccharomycetaceae
Product: ribose-phosphate diphosphokinase
Exons: 1
Coding region: 1-978 (325 amino acids)
Biological process (GO): 5-phosphoribose 1-diphosphate biosynthetic process; purine nucleotide biosynthetic process; ribonucleoside monophosphate biosynthetic process
Cellular component (GO): cytoplasm; ribose phosphate diphosphokinase complex
Molecular function (GO): ribose phosphate diphosphokinase activity; magnesium ion binding
Source: RefSeq, a predicted model, not a curated record